Messenger RNA from Sabethes cyaneus, 1113 nucleotides. Its product is annotated as transmembrane protein 198. Gene Ontology annotation, cellular component: plasma membrane. The record is from RefSeq and is a predicted model, not a curated record. The transcript has 7 exons. NCBI's taxonomy places the organism in Eukaryota, Metazoa, Arthropoda, Insecta, Diptera, Culicidae. The coding region runs from base 1 to 1113 and encodes 370 amino acids.
AUGCAUUAUCGCCCCGAGGAUGAACGGCAUCUGCCGCGUAAUGUUACUGCCAGUGCCAGUGCUUCCAUCGAUACUAGGUAUGACCACGCAAUCGUGUGGCCCUUUCUCAUACAGAAUGCCAUGGAAAAUCCACUGUGUACUUCAACUACUCCGGCAAAUUCGACGGUUUCGGUGUUACUGUGGACUACGAUUGCAGUGUUUGGCAUCGUAUAUACGCUACUAGGAUAUCGCUGUCUGCGGGCUAUAGGAUUUCUGACAGGGCUUGCUGCAGGCGCCGGUUGCAUCAUACUGCUUCAAAGCAAAAACAUUACAGAAUUCGGUAAUUUGGCCGCCCCAGCGCUGGCCGUCGUUGCCGGACUGUUCGGUGCAAUAUUGGGUUCCACACAUCCCAUCUCGUCCACCCUGAUUGGAGCAUCGGCUGGAGCGCUGAUAGCGGGUGCAACCAUUGCAGCCUGUAUUGCCACACUACCUCACUACAUCUUUGGAGAGAAUGAGCUUCUUGUGUCGGUCGUGGGUGGAGCAAUCAUCUGUGCAAUUAUCACUCUAUUCUGCCCUAAACUGAUGUCAAUCAUCGCAUCCAGUAUCCUCGGAUCGGCUAUGAUACUGUGCUCAAUCGAUUUCUUCAUGCAUGGGCUAAAUACUUUAGAUUGGAUACUCAACAUAAAACCUGAUCCGACACCUCCGCCCUGUUGGGGCGGAGUCAUCCUAUGCUGUUGGCCGAUUUCUUCGGUACUAGGAGUGCUGGUGCAAUGCUUCGUAACUGCCUGGAAAAUCGAUCACCGACGACAGAUGAUGCAUCGAAGACGACGCCACUACAAGGGACGACCGGGAUCGCGUACUCGAGAAACUCGCGAGGAAGCUCGUCAGCGAAAGUAUCGCUAUCUGUACCAGGUUCGGACGGCCCGAGGCGACAUAAUUUCGCAAAAUUUCGUAUCCGCCCUGCAGAAGCACGUAACCACGGACUCCGGCCCGCCGUCGGAAGUUUCCACCAAGCUGGGUUCGAACGAUCGCAACACGGCCCGCAGCGACCGAACACACAUGACAAACCUGCCCGAUUCCGACAUGGACAAACAUGACUUGAGCUACGAGAAACGUUCGCAUUCGGCCAAAUAG